Colletotrichum phormii is the source of this 893-nucleotide messenger RNA. RefSeq lists its product as uncharacterized. The coding region runs from base 277 to 807 and encodes 176 amino acids. The record is from RefSeq and is a predicted model, not a curated record. The transcript has a single exon. Lineage: Eukaryota; Fungi; Ascomycota; Sordariomycetes; Glomerellales; Glomerellaceae.
GGAAGGUACAGGCCAAGUCUGAAUGAAUACCUACGCCUGAGGCAGGUGAUCGGUGAGAUAGCUUCCGCUGACUACUUCUCUUGACGAUUAUACCUCGGGUGCUUCGACUUCAUCGACUUCUAGUCUUGUGCCUUGAUCUUCCUCGCAGCCAACCUUGUCAGACCAGCAAGUCUAUCUCUUCUGGAAACUGUUUCCAUCUCCUUGCUGCUACGGAGUACCAAAGAGGCAGUUCGACAUGUAUCAUACUUGUGCGAGGCAACUGCUGUGUUUGUGCCCAUGGCAUCAAGUUCUUAUCAGCUGCCAGCGGUUGAAAUGCGCCAAGCCACGCCCUCUCUCCCGAGCAGCUUACAUCACGAGCUCAAGAACACUACGACCCAAGCUACCCUGGAGCUCAAGAUAGUCGAUAAUACCAUCAAACACCCAAAGCUCAAUAUCGCUAGUCCAUUCUUAAUUCAGUCAACAACGACGCCUAUCGCUCCUACGAUUCGACCGUGCACUGAUCCUCCGGCUAAGGAAACAUGUCGAGUAUUCUUGGAAGCAGUCAACACUGCGACUAUCCGCGUUUGCCAGGUCGGCGAGGACGAGCAGCCAUGCGCCAUCGACACCGCCUCUUGUGCCACAAUGCCACGGAACAAAGACGGUAUCCAGGGCCACUGUCGCCGCUGGACCUAUGCUAUGCUUGCGUGCGAGGACGAAUCGAAACACACGGCGGGCAGAUGCUGCUGGCGGUACCACGCUAUCUCCGCGUCACAGACGAUGCUUCAGGUCUGGGAGACUUACCACUGCGGCGCUGCAGCAUGCUUCUAGCCGCCGGGACCACAUGCAAAGUGGUACGUAGGCACGUCAAGCGGAGCAAAUCGUGGCUCAGUCUGAGAGCGCGCACACCUCUGGAU